CGGGGGCCCGCAGCGCCGGCCGGGCCAUGGCGGCGCUGGAGUGGUUCGCGCACAAGCCCCUGGGCGGCGGUAUCUUUUGGAUCCAGGAACGCUUCUACGAGUCGGGCAACCGGGCCAACAUCUGGCUGGUGCGGGGCUCGCAGCGAGACGUGGUGAUCGACGCGGGGCUGGGGCUGCGCAGCCUGCCUGCCUACCUGCGUGACGCCGGGCUGCUGGCGCCGGCUGAGGGCGCCGGGCCGAGGCCGCUGCUGGCCGUGGCAACCCACGUCCACUUCGACCACUCGGGCGGGCUGCAGCACUUCGAGGACGUGGCGGUGCACAGCGCCGAGGCGGCGGCGCUGCUCCAGGGCGACAACUACGAGGCCGUGACGUGGCUGUCGGAGCGGGAGGUGGCGCGGCCGCCGCGGCCCGGCUGGAGCGCCCGGCAGUACCGCGUCCCGCCCGUGCGGGCCUGCCGCAUGCUGCACGAGGGGGAUGUGAUCAACCUCGGAGAUCGACAGCUCACUGUCAUGCACAUGCCUGGUCAUUCACGAGGCAGUAUUUGCUUACAUGACAAGGACCGGAAGAUUUUGUUCAGCGGAGAUGUGGUGUAUGAUGGAUCUAUGAUCGAUUGGCUUCCUUACAGCAGUGUCAGCGACUACAUUGCAAGCUGUCAGCGCCUGAUGGACUUAGUAGAUAGAGGUCUUGUAGAGAAGGUACUACCUGGGCACUUUAACAUAUUUGGAGCAGAAAGGCUGUAUUGGUUAGCUUCCAACUACAUUUCCCAAGCUGGAAUUUGUCACAAGAUUUCUGCCUGUGCUAUGAGAUCCAUUGCAAGCAUAGCACUUCAUAUUGCAAAUUCAAGAAUCACUUCUCAAUGACAGUCAAUUUUGUGUGAUCUGUCACGUGCUGUAAAACCAAAUGCAUUGUGAAAGCGUGAAUAGCAAGCAGAAGCAGUAUGUCUUAGCAAAAAGAUGGCCAAUUGAUACAGGUGAGCUUAAAAAAUUCUCCCUGUUUUUUCCUACUUUAUUUCUUCAUAUUUUUAUAAAAACUCUGUAAACUAGUAGCUUUAGCCAAAGCUAUAGUUUUUCUUUCUGCUUUUUCAGAGCAUGUUUUUACAUGUAUUGCAAUUGAAAUAUAUUGUUUUAUUUUUGUUACAACUCUGGCAGAUGGAUAUAUACGAAAAUAAGAGGUUUUACAUUCAUGCCUGAAACCUAGUAGAUAUAGUACUAGAUUUGUGAUUAUUCAUCACUUCCUGUUCAGGUUUUGAUGUAACAGAGCACUUGCUAAGACCUAGUGUGUGCUAGGAGCAGUGCCAUUAGGUCACAGCAGGAGCAACAUCUAUGCAGGACUCAGUGAGCAGAACAAGAUAAUUCUGCAGCCACUGCCACCUGUUAGCAUGGUAUCUGCUGCACCUCUCACUACUUGAAGUUUUAUCUUUGCAAAACACUCGUCUGGCAGUUUCUUUAGAAUACACUAACACAAGGAAAUUCUAUAGACCAGACUUUCAAGCUGGAAGUCACAGAUACAUCAGUUUAUCACAAAAGCUUUUGGUGCAGACAGAGUGUUGAGGCUUUCAUGUUUCCUGGUGUGGUGCAAGGAACCAGUGCACCAGGAGUGAGGGAGCAGGCAGGAGCACUCUCACUCACCAUUGGCUAGGGAACUGUUCUGCUUGUAGGCAUGUGAGUUAGGAAUUAGACCAUUUGUGAACUAGAGAAUUGAUGUGUUACGUUACCCUGUACAAAGUGAAUCGAGCUUUUGCUGGUUGUGUUUAUUUUUUUCUGAUCAGCUUAUUAAAAAUAUUUGGAGAGCUUGUUGUUCUGGAAAGCUGAGAGAAAAGCUUUUUUUGUUUAUGCUAAAGGGUAUUUUUAUGUGAUGGUGUUGUAGCUUGGUUGUUAAUCAUCUCUGUUAGGGGGGAUUGAAGCUUUAACAAGACCUUGCCAUAGUGAAGGUGCUGCAUUAAGCACCCAGUACACUUUUUAUCACAAAAUGAAUGUAACUCAAAUUGUUUACUGUUUGCAUCCGAAGUAUAUGCUGCACAUGGUUGUUCUGAAAUGUAAAGUGCGUUGCAUUGGGUUUGUUCCAAAAAAAAAAAAAAUAUUUGCUAUAUUGAGAAAUGCUAAAUAGCAUUGUAAUUUGCUUAUGAAAAUUGAAUGUGUGAUAUUUAAAAGCUGCUGAAAUGUUAGAGUUUGUGUAAUUAUUCUGACAGUUUGUACAUAUUUAGCUUUUUUUAAUGGACACUGUCAGAAUUUAUUUUUGUACAUAGAGAUAUAUAUGUUCCUAAAAAGACUACAAAUGUUUCUCUCAAAUUUUAGUGCAGUUGAACUUUUCUUGUUUGGCUUUCACUUUAUGCAGAAGGUUUUGCCCCAUCAUAGCCAAUCGUAAGGAAACCAGAGUGUAACACCUCCUGAGCGGCCACCGGGUAUCGAGGCGCCGGCCAGCAGUCCUCUGGAGUGGCCGGUGGGUGUCACAAGAGUGGCCGCCCCUGGGUCUCUAAUGAGAUUACCAGGUGGUGGUGUGUGCAGCGGCGGUGUGGGUGACGCUUGCACAGAGGUGUCACCAAGAUCCAAGACAGAGGGACAAAGGAGACGACACUUGCGUGUGGUCCAACGAGAUUUUAUUCCAGGAACAAGUCAGGGACAAGUGCCAAGGGGAAUGGGGUCCGGUUACAAUUUAUAAAGGGUGUGGGUGUGAAAGGGUGGUGACAUGGAAUAACCAAUGGAGACAGAGCACAGUAUGAUUACAUCCUGGGUCAUGACCAGUGGGGAAAAGACGGGAGGGGAGAAGCCUCAGGGGACCAACCAACUGCAAGAACAGGGGUGAUUGACAGAGAACUUUUGAGAACAAAAUGGGGGUGGCUACAAUGAUAGGGGAGGUGGGCAGCACAACUUGACACAUCUAUUUUAGGGUAAAAAGGAGAGGAACAGGGAGAUUGGCACUCUGAAUGACAGCUAAGUGGCGGGAAAACUUAGGGGUAAGCAACCUGGAAGAAACCAUUAUGAGGGGAAGGAAUAGGGGUACAAGGAACAUACCAUCCGAAACUUUCUAACAUUAAACUUCUAACUCAUAACAUCUUGCAAAACACACACCAUCACAUCAGAGGUUUGGGCUCUGUCUAAGGCAUGAGGGAGAGGAAGCUGAUAACCUUCUAAAUAGAUGCAAAUUCUUGGAAGAAAGAUCCAAAUGUAGAAGAAAGACCAACCUAUCACACUGAAUUAAAAAAAGCAUCUCUGUCUAAAAAUGAUAGAAGCAAGUAUCUUAUGUAAGGCUUUUUCCCUUUCAUAGAUGUCUGCACUCUUGCCUUUACUGUGAAUAUAUUCUUUACCAAGAUUUGUACUGAUUGUUGUUGCCUAGUUCUUCUUAGAAGUGCCUAUCUCCAAGCUGAAGCAAAACUGUGAGUGGGCAGGCCAUGUGCAGAGAUGCAGCACUUGAAGACCUGUUAUCAGUCACUUCAGAGUUUCUUUUUUGUUGAGAAAUCCAUGUACAUCAGUGUAUGACAUGGGGAGUGUUCAGUGGGUAGACUUAUGUCAUGAAAUCAAGAAGUGUUUAUCUUUGCCUCAGUUGGCAGAGGAAGAAAUACAAAAACAGCCUAGGAAGCAGGCUGAAGGUACACAUAUCUCUAAAGCUUACAUCAGUUAUCCAGAGGAUGCCAGGGUGUUACAGGUUACCUGAUAAUAAUUGAAUUCCUGCAAAUUAGUUGACAGUGGUGUGAAGACUGUGGGAGCCCUGGUGGUAACUCUGUGCAUUAAAGUAGUCACCCAAGAAAUCCAAAGCCUGCCAAUAUGGAUGUCAAGUUGCUAAAGUUUUGCAGAUGUUCACUAGAUCACUUUGCUAUGAACAAAAAAAUUUAAACUUUUGGGGAAAUGUAGUUAACAAUGUAUAUAUAUAUAAGGUUAAAUGUUUUUGGUACAAGUAACAAAGUGAGAUUAGAAGUGUAGUUAACAAUGUAUGUACAAGGUUAAAUGUUGUAGGUGCAAGCAACAAAAUAGUGAUUUGUCAUAUUAAUCCUCAGUACUGUUAUGCAUGUAUAAAGGGGGAGUGGAACUGGGGAGGAGAUGGGGGUGCCAAUCUUUGUGGAGGGGCAGGGAAGCUUCCAGAGGAAGCUUCAGCAAUGGAGAAAUAGACCUAUCACGGCACGGAUCUUGAGCGCCCCUACCAGGAGACAAGAAAGAGGCUUUAUAAGGCCUGGGGUCUCUGAUGCCCAGGUCUUUCCGGAGCCGCUUUCCUUGGAAACACCCCUAGGUUAUGAUCACUAAGUUGUUGAAACAGUCUCUGGACUAGCCAGAGGCUUUUGCUUCCAGUUGUUCAGUUUGUAAUAAACAGGCUUACUUGUGUUUUAAUCAACUAGCCUUCUUUUUAUUACUUUAAAAUUUUCUUUGUAAGCCUAUCCAUAACAACUUUGAAUUAGCAUCCUGUGUUAUACCACUAUCAGUUUGUUUAUUUGAUCCAAUAUUAGAAUCUGUGUAGCCAGAUUUUGUUGUGUUGUAAAGCCUGAGCUUUUACGAGAAGACUCACAGGCAAUGUCAGUUUAAAAGGAAAGAAUAACCUCUGUCCUCCAUCAUUUGUGUUUAAAUCUGUGCUCAGUAUUUCUAUCAGCUAAGAUCCUUAAAUAGCCAGAUCACUGUCAAAAUGCCCUAUUAAGCUAUGCUUAAAUCCACUAAGUGCUUAACCAAAACUUUGACUUUUUUCCUUUAUCAAAAUCUAGGGGAUAUUUUCCUAGCUCAGAAAUGAACUUUACAUGCACAUAAUCCAAAGUGGAGUUUGCUAGUAAACUGCUGCUAUAAUCCAAAUGAAAGUAGUUUUUUUAGGGUCAUGUUUUUUCUAUUAUAAGAAAUUCACUACCAGAUAAUAUUUAAAUGAUCUUAAGUUAAAAGAAUGAUUUCUGAUUAUUUUUAUUAAGACUUACCAAAUUUUAAUUGUAAGAGUUUGACAGUGGUCCUUUAACACUACUUGGAUUAAAUAUUUUUAAAAUAUAUUGUAAGUUUAAAUACUGUGUCAUGUAAGCAUUUAGACCUGUGUUUAUUUCUUUGUUACAUCUAAAUAUGUGUUAAUGUAGUUUUCAGUAGACUGGGGAGUUGACAUAAAAAUCAGAUGGGAAGUUUUGUUCUGUAAUCUGUCAAGGCUGUUAUGAUAUUAAACAACAGUUUGCACAUAAUAAAUUUUUUUCAUGUAUUGUCAUAAUAAAAAUUAUAACCCUA
Molecule: messenger RNA, 5177 nt
Organism: Lonchura striata (white-rumped munia)
Lineage: Eukaryota; Metazoa; Chordata; Aves; Passeriformes; Estrildidae
Gene: MBLAC2
Product: metallo-beta-lactamase domain containing 2
Source: RefSeq, a predicted model, not a curated record